AAAACAGCAUUACUAUAAAAGCCCGCCAUUUCAUCUCAAAUUACGUUUUUUCUCUGUUCACAAACAUACUUCACUCUCUCUCUCUUGACAAGCUCCAAUUUCUCAGAUAUGGCAUCUUCUGAUAAUCCCGAAGUCGUCGAUAGAGGUUUUAAGGAUAAAGAUGACAAGGAUGAAGAGAAAGGUGGAUUUAUUGACAAAGUUAAGGACUUCAUUCACGACAUUGGCGAAAAAAUUGAGGGGGCAAUUGGUUUUGGCAAGCCAACUGCCGAUGUUACAGACAUUCAUAUUCCUUUAAUCAAUUUAGAAAAGGCAGACCUUGUUGUUGAUGUGCUUAUUAAGAAUCCCAACCCUGUUCCAAUCCCUCUUAUUGACAUCAACUACUUGAUUGAAAGUGAUGGUCGGAAACUUGUUUCUGGAUUAAUUCCAGAUGCUGGGACUAUUCAUGCACAUGGCGAAGAGACUGUCAAAAUACCGCUUACUUUGAUUUAUGAUGACAUUAAGAGUACUUACAAUGACAUUGAGCCUGGAAGUAUCAUUCCUUACAGGAUCAAGGUUGACCUUCUUGUAGAUGUUCCAGUUUUUGGACGGAUAACUCUUCCCCUUGAGAAAACCGGAGAGAUUCCAAUUCCUUACAAGCCUGAUAUUGAUAUUGAAAAAAUACGCUUUGAGAGAUUCUCUUUUGAAGAAACUGUUGCUGUACUCCAUUUGAAGUUAGAAAACAUGAAUGAUUUUGACUUGGGCCUCAAUGGAUUAGAUUAUGAGGUUUGGCUAUCUGAUUUGAGCAUCGGGAGUGCAGAACUUGCCCAAUCUACCACAUUGGUGAAAAAAGAAAUAAGUUAUAUUGACAUUCCUAUCACCUUUAGGCCUAAGGACUUUGGUUCUGCAAUGUGGGAUAUGAUUAGAGGUAAAGGCACUGGCUACACUAUGAAAGGACAUAUUAAUGUGGAUACACCUUUUGGAGCAAUGAAGUUGCCUAUAAGCAAGGAGGGUGGCACAACUCGUCUCAAGAAGAACAAGGAAGAUGGCGGUGAUGAUGAUGAUGAUGACGAGGAGUAAAUCAUGCUGUAACGAAUGUUCCAUCGAUCUAGUUGCUCUUCAACUACUAGUAGCCCCAGUAUAAUAAUUUAUUCGUAGGCUUUUGAAGGUUCCGCAUCUUGUUGUUUUAUAUGCGUGUUUAGCAGAGAAGCUAGUACCUUCAAUUGUGCAUUUGCAUCUGCGUUGUUGUGUUUUCUAUUGCAUAAUGUACACUUCUCAAACACUUGUAUACUCUGAUAUCAAAUCUGUGUGUUGGUUGUGUAUUUUAAUAUUCAGAUUUCAGGUUA
This is a messenger RNA of Mercurialis annua (annual mercury), 1322 nucleotides long. Its product is annotated as desiccation-related protein At2g46140. The record is from RefSeq and is a predicted model, not a curated record. Gene Ontology annotation, cellular component: cytosol. Bases 109 to 1056 code for a protein of 315 amino acids. Gene Ontology annotation, biological process: response to desiccation. The transcript is spliced from 3 exons. NCBI's taxonomy places the organism in Eukaryota, Viridiplantae, Streptophyta, Magnoliopsida, Malpighiales, Euphorbiaceae.